AUGCAGGGACAGACGGAUGACGACCGCUCGCUGCACUCGAACGACCCGCGGUGGGGCGAUUUGGAGAUGGCAGACAUGGAAAGCGGGAGGACCGGAGGAGGAUCUUCGAUUGAGGGAUCAGAUGUUGAUGAAAGCUCGAUGAACAGCACCAAGGCCCUCAAGGGAAAGAAGGGCAAUACGUCGGGCACUGAAGACGAGGCCUACGACGUGGACAUGGAGGGGGACGACGAGUACGGCGACGCAGCGGAGCUGUCGUGGAAGGAUCUGAAGGUCACAUCGCCUGACGGCAAGAAGGUGCUUCUUUCAGAGGCCUGCGGACGCGUCAAGGGCCGAUUCCUCGCUAUCAUGGGUCCCAGCGGUGCUGGCAAGACGAGCUUGAUGAACAUGCUCGCGUGCCGUUUGGCCAAGGCCAAGGGCAAGGGCGACCAGAUGGUGGACGGGCAGAAGUACAACCGAUCGUUUUUGAAGAAAGUGUCGGGCUACGUCAUGCAGGACGAUCUGCUCUUCCCCGACCUCACGGUGAAGGAGACUCUGCGAUAUGCGGCGUUCCUGCGUCUUCCCGCCAAGAUGAGCCGAGACGACAAGCUCAAGCGGGUGGACGAGGUCAUUGUCAAGAUCGGUCUCGAGCACUGCAAGAACACACCCGUAGGCAGUGCGUUGAAGAAGGGCAUUUCCGGCGGAGAGCGCAAGCGUUUGUGCGUGGCCAUGGAGCUUCUCAUGAAGCCUCGUCUCCUCUUCCUGGACGAGCCCACCUCCGGUCUCGAUGGCGUCACCGCUCUCACCCUCUGCCGCAUUCUGAGAGACCUCGCCCAUUCCGAGAACUGCACCGUGGUGUGCACCAUCCAUCAGCCGGCCACUCAGAUUUUCAACCUCUUCGACGAUCUGAUGAUCCUGAAGAGCGGUAAGAUCGUUUACCACGGCCCUGCCGACGAGGUGGUGAACCACUACGCCGAGGCCGGCUUCCCUUGCCCGGUGCACACGAACCCUGCCGAUCACGUCUUGGACGUGAUCAGCCCUGCGAAGUUCACUGAGGAGGAAAUACGAGAGGCCGAUGAGAACGCCGAAAAGAUUCGCCUGCUCUACACACCCCCGCACGUGGAAGAUCCUCCCGAGAAGAAGAGAAAGAAGGACAAGAAGGACAAGGCGUUCCCCUCGAGGCCCUCUUGGUUCGCGCAGGUGUGGUACCUGUUCCUAAGAGCGAUGCAGAACGUGAUGCGCGCGAGGAUGGUCCUUUUUGCCCAGCUGGUCCAGACCAUCAUCUUCGGUAUCUUGAUCGGAACGGUGUUCCUCGACAUCGGUAGGACCCAGGCCGGACAAAAGAAGAGGCUCUCCGUGCUGUUUUUCAUCUGCAUCAACCAGGGAGUCUUCAGCGCGCUCAUUUUGAUCAACUCAUUCCCUUCGGAACGAUUGAUUGUGCUACGAGAACGAGCAUCAGGAGCAUACUACGUCUCGGCCUACUACGUCGCCAAGAUGAUGGCCGAGAUGAUAGUGCAGAUGUUCUUCCCGCUGCUGUUCUCCUGCAUCGUGUACUUCCUCGUCGGCUUCCAGCAUGAUGCUGGCAAGUUCUUCAUCUUCGUGUGCUUCAUGGAGCUGUGUUCCCUCACCGCGACAUCGCUUGCCCUGAUGAUCUCCACGUUCUGCCGCACGGUCACGCUGUCGAUCACUAUUUUGCCCCUGAUUCUCGAGAUCUGUCGUCUGUAUGGUGGCUUCUUCCUUCCGCCCGCCAAGCUGCCGGCGUACUUCUCGUGGCUCGAUGCUCUGAGCUUCGUCAAGUAUUCGUAUACUGGCAUCGCCCUCAACGAACUCAAUGGACUCGUGCUCUACUGCACCCCCAGCGAGCUUGUCAACGGCGAGUGUCCGCUCACGUCCGGCGAGCAGGUCAUCAAGAACGAGGGCUUCGACUAUAUCACCAUCUGGGGAUGUGCUCUGGUCCUCAUCGCCAUGAUCAUCUUCUUCCGUAUCCUCGCUUUCGUCGGUCUGCGCUGGGUCAAGGGCUAA
Molecule: messenger RNA, 1998 nt
Organism: Acanthamoeba castellanii str. Neff
Lineage: Eukaryota; Discosea; Longamoebia; Acanthamoebidae
Product: ABC2 type transporter superfamily protein
Exons: 10
Coding region: 1-1998 (665 amino acids)
Cellular component (GO): membrane
Molecular function (GO): ATP hydrolysis activity; ATP binding; ABC-type transporter activity
Source: RefSeq, a predicted model, not a curated record